Molecule: messenger RNA, 1566 nt
Organism: Humulus lupulus (European hop)
Lineage: Eukaryota; Viridiplantae; Streptophyta; Magnoliopsida; Rosales; Cannabaceae
Exons: 4
Coding region: 1-1566 (521 amino acids)
Biological process (GO): DNA integration
Molecular function (GO): nucleic acid binding; RNA-DNA hybrid ribonuclease activity
Source: RefSeq, a predicted model, not a curated record
AUGCUAGUAGACGCCACAGCCGGUCAUGAACUCCUAAGCUUCAUGGACGCAUACUCAGGAUACAACCAGAUCCUGAUGCAUCCAGACGAUCAGGAAAAGACAGCCUUCAUGACCAACUUGGGCAUAUUCUGCUACAAGGAAAGUUCCUUGGUAUCCGAGACGGCAGUUAGCGCAGUCCUAUUCAGGGAAGAGGAAGGCAAGCAGUCUCCAGUCUACUAUGUAAGCAAAGCUUUGCUUAAUGCAGAAACCCGAUAUAGACAGCUGGAGAAACUUGCACUUGCACUCAUCCACGCAGCAAGGAAGCUACGCCCAUACUUCCAGUGCCAUCCAAUAACGGUCUUGACCACCUUUCCACUCAAAAAAAUCCUCCACAAACCAGAACUGUCAGGCAGACUGACCAAGUGGGCGGUAGAGCUAAGCGAGUACGAAGUAACAUACAAGCCACAAACUUCCCUCAAAUCUCAGGCAGAAAGAGAACUUUGUUGUCUGACCAAGGGACAGUCAGUCGGAAUCUGGAAGUUGCAAGUAGACGGCUCAAGUAACACCAAAGGAAGUGGACUCGGACUCGUCCUGACUUCACCCCAAGGUGACGUAAUCGAACAAGCAGUCCGAUGCGGGUUCAAAGCUACCAACAAUGAAGCUGAAUAUGAAGCAAUGAUAGCUGGACUCGGACUAGCCAAAGACAUGGGAGUAAAAAAGAUCGUGGUCUUCAGUGAUUCUCAAUUAGUAGUCAACCAAAUGCAAGGUAGCUAUCUGGUCCGAGAUAACAAAAUGACAGCCUACCUCAACAAGACUAAAGAGUUGCAGUCAGUCUUCGACGAGUUCACUAUCAACCAAGCACCAAGAGGGGAGAACAGUCAUGCAGAUGCAUUAGCAAACCUUGGAUCCUCCAUCCAGACAACCGACCCCAAGACAAUACCUGUAGUAUAUCUCCAAUGGCCAGCUGUUUGGAAAGAUGAAGAAGAGCAAGUUAAUGACAUCUCCAACAACCGAACAUGGAUAACUCCAAUAGUCGAGUACUUGGAACAGGACAUACUUCCAGAAGAUAAGAACGAAGCACGUCGGGUCAAGGCUCAGUCAGUCCGCUUCACUAUUAUACGAGGUAAACUCUAUAAACGUUCAUUUUCUAGUCCAUAUUUGAAAUGCAUUAACCAUGCAGAGGCCAAAUACGUACUGGCUGAGUUGCAUGAAGGAGAGUGCGGCAACCACUCUGGAGGACGAAGCUUAGCGCACCGUGCCCUAACACAAGGCUACUACUGGCCAACUAUGCGAGCUGAUUCCUCUGACUAUGCAAGACGAUGUGACAAAUGCCAACGGUUCGCUCAGAUAUCCCACCAACCUUCGGAGCGUCUCAUCUCAAUCACAUCCCCUUGGCCAUUCAUGAAAUGGGGGAUGGAUAUAGUAGGCAAGCUUCCAACCGCACCAGGACAGAAGAUGUACAUGCUUACAGUGACCGACUACUUCAGCAAGUGGAUCGAAGCAGACUCAUUCCACCAAAUCCGAGAUAAAGAAGUAAAGGGUUUCAUUUGGAAGAAUGUGAUCUGUAGGUACGGAAUACCAAAAUAA